Messenger RNA from Macrosteles quadrilineatus (aster leafhopper), 1367 nucleotides. Its product is annotated as zinc finger protein 37-like. Gene Ontology annotation, biological process: regulation of gene expression. The transcript has 6 exons. Gene Ontology annotation, cellular component: nucleus. Lineage: Eukaryota; Metazoa; Arthropoda; Insecta; Hemiptera; Cicadellidae. Bases 1 to 675 code for a protein of 224 amino acids. The record is from RefSeq and is a predicted model, not a curated record.
AUGAAACUUCAGUCCUGCAGGAGAAACAUCGUUCCGUCGUUCUCGAGCUGGAGCCUUUGUUUGUCCGACGUGUCUCCGCAUCUACAAAUACCAGGACAGUCUAGCAAGACACGUCAAGAAGUAUUUGCCUGUCUCAAAUGUCCCAAGAUCUACAACCACCACAGGUCCCUUGUUCGCCAUCUUCGUCUAGAAUGUGGCCAAGAGGCACAAUUUUCUUGUCCGCACUGCCCUUACCGAGCCAAACAACGUAACAACGUCAAGCUACACAUCAAUGCCGAGGUACAAGUGUCCUUCUUGUCCGAGGCAGUACUGCCAUCAAAAAACGCUUUUAUGAACACGCUGUUGACUUCGCAAGUGCUGCUAACGAUGAAUUCUACACAGGCUUUCAAACCUCCCAAUCCCCACAAGUGUACAAACUGCGGAAGAACGUACAAAUACAGAGAGAAUCUUGCGAGGCAUUUAAGGCAGGAAUGUGGAAUCGAACCAAUGUUUGCGUAUCCGCAACGCUAUAUGUGUGAUCAGUGUGGCCGCACUUACAAGCGGAAGGGAACUUUACUGGAGCAUACGACCCUAAUCUGCAACAAAGAGCCUCAGUUUUCCUGCAGUCUAUGUCCCUACAAGUGUCACACAAGACGUCGCGUUAAGCGCCACGUGUUGACUCAGCAUUUCAGUUAGAAUGGAACCGAUCUGGCACAAGUGUUAGAUUCAUAAGUCCCCAGAUUUUUUCAUUCAUUUGCUUUAGGUAUUUAAUUGGAGUUACUUACUUUUUUUACCAACAUUACAAUUACUAACACAUUUUGGCUAAAAAUGUUAGCAUGAUGGAUCCAAUGUGGUCCAGAUUUAAAUUUGCUCUUCUAUUUGUGAUUGGACAUUAUUGGCAUUAUUUAUGUGUUUUAUGUCAGAACAGUCUGAACCCUGUAACCAGUUGAUUUGAGCAUGGAGUGAUUCAUUGUACAGUAAUUGUUUACUCAAGUCCCUUAACAAUUGUUUAGUUUGUGUUUAGUACUUCUGUUCAUGUCUGUAAGUUACCAGAUAGAAAUAUUGUAUUAGAAAAGUGUUGUUUGAAAUUAUAAUACUACAGUACAUAUCUGUAAGUUACCACAAUUUAAUGUGUCAUUUAAAAAAAUAUUAAAAGUCUAAACACAAAAAACUUUUAUUUUUUAACAUUUUUUCUCAGCAACUUUUAACAUUUAAUUUAUAAAAUUGAUUUUUUACCAUUGUAACAAGUUAUCUAUACAACAAUUUUUGAAGUUCUCUUGACUUCUUUUUAGAAUAGCUAUUUAUUUGUUGAUUGAUGUUUAAUUGGAAAGAAAUAUAUGUAAUAUCGGGAUAUAGGAAUAUUUUAUUAAUUAAAUAAAGAGGCUAGG